UAAAAGGAAUGAGAAAGCAAAGUGUAUGACAAAUUGAGAAGCACACAAAUUUUUGUAUUUUGGCAGUGCUGCCAAAAGGCUAAAAGGGACUGGAGCAACAAUAAUAAUUUGGAGCAAAACGUGGGGAUACAGUCGCAUUGCUGUGCGAUGACAUGACACAGAAAACACACAAAAGGUUGGUCGUUCGCGAGGACAGUACGUUGGGGCGCAUGAAGCAUCGACAAACAAAAUUGUGAAAAGGAAUUUAGUCAAAGCAAAAAUAAAAUAUAAAAAUAAAAAAAAUUGUCCUGCAUAUUUAAAUGACAAGUUAAGUGAAGUUGAGUGUGCCUAUAUGCCAAUUGAGUGCCUUAUAUCCUUUGAUAACAAUCCUCAAGGUGUAUAUUAUGCUGGACAAGAAUUAUCUGGCGUGGUCGAUCUUGGCGUCGACACAACCAAAAGAAUUAAAGCUAUUCACAUCACUGUCAGCGGUUACGCAAAAACGAGAUGGAUAAAAAAAGGAUAUCCACGUGAUAGCGAACGCGCAAUAUGUCGCGCGUAUCGCUCAUAUUUGUCAUCCCGUUCAUAUGUGCUGGGCACAUGUGCCAGCAGUUCGUGCAUGGAUUGGAGUGCAGGUGAAUAUUCGUAUACGUUUCACGUAAUACUGCCAGAAAAUUUGCCAACAGCGUUCGAUGGCAAAUACGGACAAAUACGCUACGAAAUCAUAACGACUAUCGAACGACCCAGCAGGCAUCCAAAAGUCUUUAAACUGCCGUUCACUGUAAUACAACCGUUGAAUUUGAAUGAGGAUGCUAUAUAUAGGAUACCAUUAGAUAUACUCAAUCGCAAACGUUUUUGGAGCUUUUGUUGCCCAACUGGACCAUUAACUGUGAAAUUCUCAACGCCCUAUUGUGGCUAUGCACCCGGCCAAAAAAUACAUUUCGUCCUUUAUAUAAAUAACGAAUCAUCAAUCGAUAUAACCGAAUGCGAAGUCAAAUUAAAACAAGAAGUCAUCUACGAAUCACACGAUCCACAACAUGAAUUUCGUUAUGAUAAAAAUUUAAUAGCGCGCAAGCAAUUUGGCAAUGUUUUACGUUGGAGUCGGAAAGUGUAUCGCGGUUGGUUGGAUUUACCAUCCAUAGCACCAACAUCGGCUAGAACAACUUGUCCCAUAUCUGUGAAUUAUUUAAUUAAAAUCAUUAUAAAGCCGACUGAAUUUCAUUGGAAGUUAAAGCUUAAAGUACCUAUAACAAUUGGUAGUAUACCAAUUAUGGACAAUCCUAUGACCAUUAAUGAGACGUUAUUACAUAUACAAAUGUCAACGCGCACAAAUAAUAAUAGUUAUGUUAGUGGUGAACCAUCACCCACUUCAUUGCGACAACAACAGGAGCAACAUGAAAGUCGAGCCACGCCUGCCAUACUAGUAACGGAUGGAGACAAUCCACCGGAUUAUAUACCUAUGAUGCCGCCAUCGUAUCAGGACGCUAUGGCAUUGAGUGAUAAAUUCUAUGAUGAUAAUGAAUAUUUGCAGAACAUCAGUAUGAGCAGUAUUACGACUAAUGAUAAAAAUGAAAGCUUUAAGCCACGUUAUCCCGUUUAUUAUGAAUAUGAAACACCAACCAUACCGCCCGAGAAGCUUUAUGACGUAUCGCCAUCUCAGCUACGUAUCGCUUUAGAGCCGCCAUCGCUGGAGGACCCGCACACGCCAAGUGCAGCCAACUUAACAAUUUUUCCAUACGAAAAAAAAUAAAAAAUUACUUCUAAAAUAGUUAAAUAUUUAAAUUAUCAUAUUUAUAUUU
Teleopsis dalmanni is the source of this 1775-nucleotide messenger RNA. Its product is annotated as arrestin domain-containing protein 17. The coding region runs from base 332 to 1726 and encodes 464 amino acids. Gene Ontology annotation, cellular component: cytoplasm. Gene Ontology annotation, biological process: protein transport. The record is from RefSeq and is a predicted model, not a curated record. Lineage: Eukaryota; Metazoa; Arthropoda; Insecta; Diptera; Diopsidae. The transcript has 6 exons.